Molecule: messenger RNA, 1534 nt
Organism: Equus quagga
Lineage: Eukaryota; Metazoa; Chordata; Mammalia; Perissodactyla; Equidae
Product: ribonuclease P protein subunit p25
Exons: 1
Coding region: 233-865 (210 amino acids)
Biological process (GO): tRNA 5'-leader removal
Cellular component (GO): ribonuclease MRP complex
Molecular function (GO): RNA binding
Source: RefSeq, a predicted model, not a curated record
GCGGAAGGGGCGGGGGCUCCCAGGCUCCCAGGCGGGGCCUCCGCUGAAGGUGCGGAGCUCAGGGUGCCGAGAGCGCGGAGUAGAGCAGCGCCCACUGGGGAGAAGUGGGAGACAAGGAUCGCGCCGUCCUAGCCCGCCUGCCAGCGUCCACGCGUCUCCUGCAUCUUUACCCCUUCCCGGCCCUUGCCGGACGCGACUGGCGGCCAUGCAGCCCCGGGGUUGAGGCGGCCCCAUGGCGAAGCUCGCGUCCCCGCGGUCCUGGCAACGACGGCGCAUGGAGAACUUCCGUAAGGUGCGCUCCGAGGAGGCGCCGGUGGGGGGCGGGGCCGAUGGGGGCGGCCCGGGCUCUGGCCCCUUCGCGGACCUGGCGCCGGGAGCGGUGCACAUGCGGGUCAAAGAGGGCAGCAAGAUCCGGAACCUGCUGGCCUUCGCCACCGCCAGCAUGGCGCAGCCAGCCACGCGCGCCAUCGUCUUCAGCGGCUGCGGUCGGGCCACCACCAAGACCGUCACGUGCGCGGAGAUCCUCAAGCGCCGCCUGGCGGGCCUGCACCAGGUCACGCGGCUGCGCUACCGGAGUGUGCGCGAGGUGUGGCAGAGCCAGCCACCUGGGCCCUCGCCGAGUCAGAAGCCUGGCGACCCAGCUACCAGUCUCAGUGUAGUUAAGAACGUGCCCAGCCUCGCCAUCCUACUUUCCAAGGAUGCACUGGAUCCGCGCCAACCGGGCUACCAGCCCCCUAACCCCCAUGCUGGCCCCUCUUCCCAGCCAUCCGCGCCCACAUCCAAGAGGAGCCUAGGGGAACCUGCGGCUGGAGAAGGCUCCGCGAAGCGAUCACAACCUGAGCCAGGUGCCGCGCAAGAGGACUAGACAGCCUGAGAAUUCCCGGCUCUGGGCCACCUAGAUGGACCUUGAGACGCACCUUCAGCCUUUCAGGCCUCGGUACUCUGGAGCCCACAACCUGGACACAACUCCUCAGACUGGCAGCAUGGACCCCAAGGCGACAAGAGAGGGACCCCAAGGAAGCUUCCUGGGCUGGUUGCUCCUCCACCUGUGUUGCCUGAAGACGCAGAACUCCACCUUCAGCUUUUUUGAGCCAUACUGGGACCUUCUUCAGGAGGGAAUGGUGGGCAGGGGGACUCGAGCCUUGCUCAGGGACCCCGAGGGUUAAAGGUACCCAGCAUUCAGGUGGGGGCCUCUGAGUGUGGAAGCCCAGGAGAGCUCUUGUAAUCACCCCCACCACUAGCAGCAGAGGGCAAGGGCUGAGAAACUGCUUGAGGAGAGGGGAAUCUGAGUUGUGGGGGGGCCCUAUUCUGCCCCUCGCUCCAGAACACAGUUCCCUUUCUAGUUUUCCUUCCUCUACUUUUAAGGAGCAUCCUGAAAUCGUGGCAGGGGCAUCUCCAUGGCCUCUAGCUCUUUUAACAAGCCCCCUACCCCCGGCUGGCUCAGAGGGAGAGACCCAGGACAGAAGUCUCCAUGCCUGCUCCCCUGAGCCCCACAGCUAGAGUCUUGCUUCCAAUAAAACAAAUGCAAAAAUGG